Molecule: messenger RNA, 2585 nt
Organism: Hemibagrus wyckioides
Lineage: Eukaryota; Metazoa; Chordata; Actinopteri; Siluriformes; Bagridae
Gene: nr4a3
Product: nuclear receptor subfamily 4, group A, member 3
Exons: 9
Coding region: 601-2409 (602 amino acids)
Biological process (GO): cellular response to corticotropin-releasing hormone stimulus; regulation of transcription by RNA polymerase II
Cellular component (GO): nucleus; transcription regulator complex
Molecular function (GO): zinc ion binding; RNA polymerase II cis-regulatory region sequence-specific DNA binding; nuclear glucocorticoid receptor binding
Source: RefSeq, a predicted model, not a curated record
GGCUGCCUAUGUAGAAAGGCAGACGCGCAUAAAUGUGCUAUUGGACUUUCUCUCUCUCUCAGCGCUACACAUAAACAAAGGCACAUUGCAACUCCAGCCCCGGCGCGUCUGUCUCUUCCCGUAGCCACUUCAUGCCGAGCCGGUUACAGUGGAACUGAGCAGGAGCACGGAGUACUUUUUUAUUCCUCCACUCUUAUUUUAUAAGAGAAAUAUAAGAAAGAAAAAAAAAAUCAACACAAAUACAGACAUCUCUUCUACUUUUUUUAAUGAAACCUGGUCAUCUUUUGCCACCGUAAGAUCUACUUCAUUCAUCUGAAUUUUUUAAACAUUUUUUACUUUUUUUUUUGCCAAACUCUAUUGGAUAUGCACAGGGAAUUAUUAGGGGUCUAAAAACAUAUGUAAAGACGGAACCGUCACAGCAAACAACAGACCCCGGUUCGGAAGAGCGCCUGCAGCCGAGCUCUGAGUCCCGGCUCCCGGAUACGUGCACCGUCGCGCGAGCUGCUACAGCGCCGAACCCCCGCCGCGCGCCACCUCCGCCCUCCAAACCCAGCACGAUUCAGCGAGCAAAAGGUCAACCAGAUCGAUGGCCUUGUGACAAUGAGCAGGAGGUCACAGUCUUUGGAACAGCUCCGUUUUGUCCAUCUAAAAUGCUCUCCUCGAGACAUGCCCUGUGUUCAGGCCCAGUAUGGCCCCGCCCCCCCAGGGUCAAGCUACUCUGCCCAGUCCUUCGUCUAUCCCAGCGAAUACCACAGUAACGAGUUAAUGGCACCGGACUACGCUAAAUGCGAUCUGGGUGGAGGGGAGAUCUCCGCAGCAGCAGCCACUACAUCGCUGCCCAGCUUUAAUGUGUUUGUCGAGGGUGGCUUCGAGCCCAAACCCUCGUGCUUGUACCAGAUGUCCACACCACAACGGUCCACCAUUAAGAAGGAAGAUGAGAGUUUUGCAUCAGUUGAUGAAGCCAUGGCCACCGGGUCCAUGUAUUUUAAGCAGUCUCCACCUUCGACUCCACCCACACCACUCCACCCAGGCCCUGCUGGCACCUCUUUCCUAUGGGAGGAGACUCACGGUCUACCUCUGGUGCCCCAAACAUGCUCACGCUUCGCCCAUUUCUAUGACCAGACAGCACAGUCUGUACCCACUUCCAGCAGCUACGAGGCGCCCAUGGGCUUGCCGAUCCGGCCCGAGCGCUCUCCUUCGUCUUCUUCCUCGCACCCGCCGCCCAGCCUGGAGCCGCACUCACAUGGGCACUCACAUGUGUACCCACUGAAUGUAGGCAAACCAGGAGGACUGGGCUUCCGUUCGCUGGGCAUGGGGCCAUGCCCACAGUCGCUCCUCGGAGAGAGCUUGCCGUCACCACCUGGACGUGCCACCUCUGGGGAGGGCACAUGCGCUGUGUGUGGAGACAACGCCGCCUGCCAGCAUUAUGGUGUUCGCACAUGUGAAGGCUGCAAGGGAUUCUUCAAGAGAACAGUGCAGAAGAAUGCAAAGUAUGUUUGUUUGGCCAGUAAAAACUGCCCAGUGGACAAAAGGAGACGAAACCGUUGUCAGUACUGCCGCUUCCAGAAAUGUCUUAGUGUGGGCAUGGUGAAGGAAGUGGUGCGCACAGACAACCUGAAAGGGCGGAGAGGGCGUCUGCCGUCCAAGCCGAAGAGUCCGCUGCAGCCUGAGCCGUCUCCACCGUCACCUCCUCUCAGCCUGCUCAACGCUCUCGUCCGCGCCUACUCACAGUCCAUCCCCCGAGAGCUCGACUACAGCCAGUUCAGUGCUGUAGAGACGGGAACUUUAGCCGAGACCCAGCAGAUUCAGCUCUUCUAUCGCGUCCUCACCGGCUCCAUGGAGGUGACGCGUCGCUGGGCCGAGAGGCUCCCCGGAUUCACUGAGCUCCACCACGAUGACCAGAGUCUGCUCAUAGACUCAGCCUUCCUUGAGCUCUUUGUACUCCGCCUGGCCAACAGGUCGUUGUUGGCAGAGGAAAAGUUUGUAUUCUGCACGGGCCUGGUGCUCCACAGGCUGCAGUGUCUGCGAGGUUUUGGAGAAUGGCUCGACUCAAUCAGAGACUUCAGCUCUCAUCUUCAGAGUCUCAGCCUGGACUUACCCGCCUUCUCUUGCCUGUCGGCCCUGGUGCUGCUCACAGAACAAUGUCCCGGCCUCAAGGAGCCCAAGAAGGUGGAGGAGCUACAGUCCAAGCUCGUCUGCUGCCUUCGAGACCACUUGAGCUCCGGCGGGGCCACGAGUGUGGCCGCAGCAGGCAAAGCCCCGCCCCCAUUGGCUGCUGUUCUGGGCUUAAGGGCCGAGCUUAGGUCACAGCGCACUCAAGGCCUACAAAGGAUCUUCUACUUAAAGUUGGAGGACCUGGUCCAACCUCCACCACUCAUCGACAGGUUCCUGGACACACUGCCCUACUAAAACAGACACGCCCCCAAAAGCUCGCCUGGGCACGCCCACAGACUGGGGACAAACCACAGAGGACAGAGCCUGAAAAGAGACUCAAUGAACUCGAUUUUACUCAAGAGGCUCCAGAUGUACACUCUUUCCACCUCAGCUCUGUGUCUGAUAAUGUGUGUGUGUGUGUGUGUGUGUGU